Molecule: messenger RNA, 1049 nt
Organism: Zychaea mexicana
Lineage: Eukaryota; Fungi; Mucoromycota; Mucoromycetes; Mucorales; Lichtheimiaceae
Exons: 3
Coding region: 269-799 (176 amino acids)
Molecular function (GO): calcium ion binding
Source: RefSeq, a predicted model, not a curated record
UCUGUUUCCAAGUUGCAAAAACCGAUUCCUUCUUAAUCCUUCAGCACAAAGGGCUCAUUGUACCUUUUGUGAAAGCAAAUCCUCGCUGGGAACCUUUGGUUCAGCCAUGUUUUAAUCUCUCUUUUCACUGCCCGGGACGGGUUAAAGUAGUAUGGAAAGGGAAUGGCUACUGUUUGAACAACAACCCCUCGUAUAUAUUAGCAAACGGGUAUCUCUUUUUUAAUCUCAGUUCAUUACCACAUUCUCUUUUUUUUCUUCCUUCUUUUUUAUGCUACUUACUCGUGCACAAAAGCAAGAGAUCAAUCAAGUCUUUGAACUGACCGACACGGUUGGUGCUGGACUUUUAGACGGCGAAGGUUUAUACAAGGCGCUCCGCGCUUUGGGUUUAGAAGUGCCAGUAUCAGAAGGUGGCAUUAACGACCUGCUCCGCUCAGUAGAUAGACAAGAUGAAGGCUAUAUUGAUGUGGACGAUUUCAAAAAAAUUGUAUCAGAUUUAAUGACGCGAAAGAAUGAUGAACAGCGAGAAGACAAUCAUGAUUAUGAUCAAGAGGAAGAAGAUGGGGAUGAAGAUGAAGAAGAGUUCAUCGAUGAUCAUCGACGCGACGACGCAUUUCGUGUGCUGGCUGCAAAGGAUGGAAUGAUUACUUUGGAUAGCCUCCGACAAGCAAGUCAAGCACAAGGCGAGUCUUGGACGACUCGAGAAUUGGAAGAAAUGUUGAAUGAGGCGGACAGGAACCAUGAUGGUGUCGUGGAUCCUGCAGAAUUUGAGCGGAUAUGGAAGCUUGCAGGAUUAGGAUAAAUAAUUCGCACGUACGUCUUACACUAUUGGCUCCUGAUCGCUUUAUGCAGUUCUUUUCUUUAACACUACCAAUGUAGGGUUUCUCUUUAACUAUAUAUUCUACACACCUCUACUACACCUAUCUUUACGCAUUGAUAGCUUGGUCAACCAAGCGAUAGUGUCAUGUACAUAUGUAUAUUCAAAAUUUGUUAAUAAUUGAUUCAAUAUUAUAUACUCCAUUAUCCUGUUUUUAGCCCUAAAGGAAGGUGAG